This is a messenger RNA of Lodderomyces jiufengensis, 762 nucleotides long. It is a transcript of the gene BMH1, whose product is annotated as 14-3-3 family protein. The record is from RefSeq and is a predicted model, not a curated record. Gene Ontology annotation, cellular component: cytoplasm. Bases 1 to 762 code for a protein of 253 amino acids. The transcript has a single exon. Gene Ontology annotation, biological process: signal transduction. Lineage: Eukaryota; Fungi; Ascomycota; Pichiomycetes; Serinales; Debaryomycetaceae.
AUGACAACUGAAUCAACUAGAGAAAACUCAGUUUAUCUUGCUAAGCUUGCUGAACAAGCUGAAAGAUAUGAAGAAAUGGUUAGUGCAAUGAAAGAAGUUGCUUCAGCAGAAAAAGAAUUAUCAGUAGAAGAAAGAAAUUUACUUAGUGUUGCUUAUAAAAAUGUAAUUGGUGCUCGUAGAGCUUCAUGGAGAAUUGUUUCAUCAAUUGAACAAAAAGAAGAAUCAAAAGGAAAUGAUCAACAAGUAAAAUUAAUUAGAGAUUAUAGAGCUAAAAUUGAAGCUGAAUUAAGUAAAAUUUGUGAAGAUAUUUUAGAAGUUUUAACAAAUCAUUUAAUUGGAAGUGCUCAAUCAGGUGAAUCAAAAGUAUUUUAUUAUAAAAUGAAAGGAGAUUAUCAUAGAUAUUUAGCUGAAUUUGCUACUGCAGAAAAAAGAAAAGAAGCAGCUGAUGAAUCAUUAGAAGCAUAUAAAAAAGCAUCAGAUGUUGCAGUAACUGAAUUACCACCAACUCAUCCAAUUAGAUUAGGUUUAGCUUUGAAUUUUUCUGUAUUUUAUUAUGAAAUUUUAAAUUCACCAGAUAGAGCUUGUCAUUUAGCAAAACAAGCUUUUGAUGAUGCUGUUGCUGAUUUAGAAACUUUAUCAGAAGAUUCAUAUAAAGAUUCAACAUUAAUUAUGCAAUUAUUAAGAGAUAAUUUAACUUUAUGGACUGAUUUAAGUGAAGCUCCUCAAGAAUCAACUGCUCCAAAAAAUGAAAAUGAAGAAUAA